UUCAUCGCCUAAGGAUCGGGGAGAGGAAGAAGAAGUUUCGGGCGGUGCUGAAAUUAGAUAUGAAAAAAGCAUACGAUUGGGGUUGAGUGGGACUUUCUAUGUGCCAGCAUGUUAAGGAUGGGGUUCGGUCAACAAUGGAUUACCCUAAUCUCAGAGUGCAUCUCAACGGUCUCAUUUAGUGUCAAGGUCAAUGGGGAACCUUCUCUAUACUUCCAACCCACUCGAGGUAUUAGACAACUCUCCCCUUACCUCUUUAUUAUUAUGGCUAAUACGCUUUCAUCCCUAUUGUGCAAAGCCAUGGAAGUUGGUACUCUAAAAGGUAUCAAACUAAAUAGUAACUGUCUCUCUCUAUCUCACCUAUUAUUUGCGAACGAUGCAAUUUUCUUCCUGGAUGGGACUACUAGAGAGUGCCAAAACUUGGCACGGAUCCUGGACCAAUACGGUAUAGCGUUUGGUCGGGCCAUUAACUUGGAAAAAUCAAGGAUUUAUUUCAAGAAAGGCUCGCCGGAUUACUUGAAGAGGAACUUGGCUUCGGAAUUGGGGGUACCAGUCAUAGAAAAGAUGGGGAAAUACCUGGAGAUUCCUCUGAUUGGGGUCAUUCAAAGAAGCAAGUGUUUGCUUGGAUAUUAGCGAGGGUUAACAUGAAGUUAGAAGGGUGGAAGGAAAAAUUAUUGUCUAAAGCAGGUAAGGAAACCUUGAUUAAAACAGUUGUUCAGGUUCUUCCACAGCACGCUAUGUCUAUUUUCAAGAUUCCUAUCUCGGUGUGCAAAGCCAUAAUAGAGCAGAAGACGGCCAACUUCUGGGGGAAGCAAAACUCGCAAAACUGGAGAAAAUGGGAGAUGCUAAAGAAAAGUAAGAUCGACGGUGGGCUGGGCUUCAGAGAUCUUAUCACUUUCGAUAAGGCGAUGCUGGGAAAGCAAGUUUGGAGACUCGCUCAGAAUCCAUCAUCACUGUGGAGCAGAAUUUUCAAAGGGAUUUACUUCCCUAACUGCGACCUAUGGGCUGCUAAAAGAGGAGCUAGACCCUCAUGGGGUUGGCAGAGUUUACUCACGGGCAGGGAUUCUAUUAACCCUGAGAUCAGAUGGGCGAUUAGCAACGGGAAAAGAAUCAACAUUAGAGAGCAAAAAUGGCUACCCCCAGGAGUCUUAGGAGGUCCUGCAAACAGAGGCGACCCCCGCACUGGCUGAUCUAAUCAUUCCAGGGACCAGUUCAUGGGACGAGGAAAAACUAAACUUACUCUUCCAAGAGCAUGCUGUGAUUGAGAUCCUGAAUACCCCCAUCAACCCAAGCCUAACAGGGGAUCAUCAGGUGUGGACAGGCAAUGUUAACGGCAAAUAUACGGUCAGAACUGGUUACCACAAACUCGGAUGCUCAAACCAACAAUCCAAU
Messenger RNA from Rhodamnia argentea, 1389 nucleotides. RefSeq lists its product as uncharacterized. The record is from RefSeq and is a predicted model, not a curated record. Lineage: Eukaryota; Viridiplantae; Streptophyta; Magnoliopsida; Myrtales; Myrtaceae. The coding region runs from base 642 to 1187 and encodes 181 amino acids. The transcript has 2 exons.